This is a messenger RNA of Tetrahymena thermophila SB210, 1680 nucleotides long. RefSeq lists its product as hypothetical. The record is from RefSeq and is a predicted model, not a curated record. Lineage: Eukaryota; Ciliophora; Oligohymenophorea; Hymenostomatida; Tetrahymenidae. The transcript has a single exon.
AUGUUUAAUAAACAAUUUGAAGAAAAUGAAAAAAUUUGGUUAGUAUCUGACUAACAUAAAUGGAUAUUUUAGUAAGAAUAAAAUAAAAUAUGUAAUAUUGAUGGAUAAGAGAAGGUAUUUAGUAGAAUUCUUUAGUUACAUUUGAUAAACCAUGAUCAAGUUAAUGUAGAAUUAAUAGAAACAAUCAAAAGCAAUGCUAAAUUCUUUAGAAAUCUUUAAUCUCUUGUUAUAUGCUUUGAUGGUAUGAGCAACUUGUAGGAAGAUGAGUAAAUUAUUAGCAAUCUUUUUUCUGUGCUUUAGAUAUUUAAAAACCUUGAGGAAAUAAUUAUUAGCUUGAAUAAAGUCUAGUUAAAUUCUUCCAUCAUUAAUGCAUUAGGAUAACUUAUUGCAAAGUAGGCCUAUGCAAAAUACUUAACCCUUCACUAUUGUGAAAGCAAUAUAACGUCUUAACUACAGAAAGAUUUAUUAAAUUACUUAGUUCCUUUACAGAAUUAAUUGGAGUCUAUUUCAUUAGAUAUUUCAAGCAAUUAAGUUAACUAAGAAGGAGCAAAAUUAAUUGGUUAAUUUGUCAAGUAGUGCUCUAAGUUAAGACUGUUUUAACUAAUAGCAGCUAGAAAUUCAUUAAAUGCUAAAAGCGCUAAUUUACUAACAAAAGCACUUUAUUAUUGCACAAACCUCACUCACAUUGAAAUAGAUAUCUCAUUUAAUCUGCUAAUUGAUAAUCUAGAAGUAGUAUCAAUAGGAUAGAUAUUUAGCAGUUCCUAAAAUUUGGAAUGUUUUAAAAUAAAUCUCAACCACAUUCAUUUGCAAGACGAUAUUCUAAAAAAGCUCUAGUAAUAUAUUACCUCUUAUUUGAAGAAAAUUCAUACUAUUUCGUUGUAAAUGAAUGAUAAUAGCUUCUCUCCAGAUAGAAUUUAUCAGUUUGCUUAUGCAUUAUCUGAGUGUAAAACUCUUAAGAACAUAGAUUUGAUAUUUAAAAAUAACACAUAAUACUAUACUUUUAUUGUACUUUACUCUAUUUUUAAAAAUAAUACAAUCGAUCCAAAUAAUCUAACAGCUUUUAGUGAUUAAAUCACUUUAUCAAAAUUAGUGUAGAAUGAAACUUUAAAUCUAAAUUUUACUCAUAGUGAAUUUGGAGAAAAUGGAUCUGCCCUAUUAAAAGUUGCAUUACCACCGAUUUAAAAGUUAAAAUCAUUCACUUUAAAUUUAUGCGAAACUCAUAUUGGAAACAAGGCAAUGGUGGACAUAUGUUUAUCAUUAAAGAUGGACUUCUUAUAUUUGUAAGUUUUAAAAUUUGACUUUAGUCACAACUACAUAGGCUAUUAAGGUAUUAAUUAAUUAUGCUAGGUAUUGUUGAAUUGUGUAAAUACAAAGAGCCUUUCGCUAUCUUUUGAAAAAGUUGGUCUUUUUGAUAAUGAGAUAUCUCCUUUAAUAUAUCUUUUACCUAAGCUCGUUAAAUUAUAGCAUUUGUAUUUAAAUUUAAAGGAUAAUCCUAAGCUAUCCUUAAGCAUGCUUUUAAAGAUCAUAUUACAGAUUAAGAAUCAUAAGCAAAUGAGGUAUGUAGAUUUGCAGUACUACUGUGCACUAAGAUAAAUAAAUUUAUUUGAUCUUUAACAAAAAAAAUAGAUAAGUAAAGUAUUAAUGAAACUACUUAGAUUGGUAACUUUCACCAAUAAGUGA